Molecule: messenger RNA, 673 nt
Organism: Octodon degus (degu)
Lineage: Eukaryota; Metazoa; Chordata; Mammalia; Rodentia; Octodontidae
Gene: Tmem239
Product: transmembrane protein 239
Exons: 2
Coding region: 165-620 (151 amino acids)
Source: RefSeq, a predicted model, not a curated record
UACUUCCUCAACCUGGCCUCUUUUCCUUCAUCCUGGGCUGGGCAGGCCUGAACCUCAGGGGACCUCUGGCUUCAUAGUAUGAUAGUGAAAAACCUGGAUCUGAGACUUGGAGUAGCAAAAGAAGGCAGCAUACAAGGUAGAGAGCCCAAGGUGCACCCACCACGAUGCAGCAGUCCAGAAUGGAGACGGAUGACAGCGGGGCUGGAGAGGGGCCUCAGCGGGCGGUCCCCUGGUCAGCCUGGCUCACCCGGCAGGCCUGGAUGCGCUGGUGUGCUCGUCGUGUGCCCCAGAGCUGGGCCCAGUGGUGGGCCACAACUAGCUGGAGGCAGCCACUGCAGCGGGUGCUAUGGAGCCUGGAGGGGGUCCUCUACCUGCUGCUGGCCCUCAUGCUGUGCCAUGCACUCUUCACCACUGGCUCCCACCUGCUGAGCUCCCUGUGGCCCGUGGUGGCUGCAGCGUGGCACCAUCUGCUGCCAGCUGUCCUGCUGCUGGUGCUCAGCGCCCUGCCCGCCCUGCUCUUCACUGCUUCCUUCCUGCUGCUCUUCUCCACGCUGCUGAGCCUAGUGGGCCUCCUGACCUCCAUGAACCACCCAGACUAUGCUCGGGACUUGAAUGAAUAGAAGCAACCGCAUCCUGCUGCCUGUUGUCUGUUGAGCCCUGGACCAAGGCCUGA